CAAAGGACAAUUCUAGACAUCUUAUUGGUUCCAACAAUAAUUUAUCCAAGCCUAGUUGUAAAGGUGAACCUAAGCAAACAUAAAACGCGAAUCCCACAUUUUUCCCUAGGAUUUUAGUCCUUGAGGUUUGCAUGACUGCGCUCGUCGCCUGCGUUUAAAUUUCAAAACUCACGUAACGCCAACAGCUCGUUGCGUCGGGGCUCGUUGCGUGCCUUGUGAAACGUUGAGCGUGUUCGUUCGUUGAGCUGUUUGAUACAGUUUUUCUCUCGUCCCUGUUAGUGAAAUUUGCGUGAAACAGAGCGUUCGCGUCAAGGAAAGGAAAGGAAAAAAGCAAUCGUUAGAACCGGCGAGCGGACUUGAAAGUUCUUGGAGCAAUGCUGAUAGCGUCAGCGUGACGGUUUUGCGAUGCGAGAACGGCUUCACUAGGCUGCAACGAUGGUCUUCAACAAGAAGAGUUCGACGAAAGGAAAGGUCGAAUUCUCGUCUGCCGUAGCGAUGAACGUGAACGGCUCGGUGAAGCCGAGCACGAGCGGGGCCGUGAACGCGCAGGGCGAGGAUUCCGCCGAGAUCAAGGUGAUCGUGAGGGUUCGCCCACAAAAUGACCGCGAGCUGCAGAACAACGGCAAGACGAUCAUCGAGGUCGUGGACAACAAGAUGCUGAUCUUCGAUCCGAAGGAGAAGUCGACGUCCUUCUUCUUUCACAACGUCGCUCAGAAGAACAGAGACAUGCUGAAGAAGCAGAACAAGCAACUGCAGUUUAUCUUUGACAGAGUCUUUGACGAGACGUCCACGAAUAACAAUGUGUUCGAGGGGACUACCAAGAACUUGAUCAGCAGUCUCCUCGACGGCUACAACUGUUCCGUGUUUGCUUACGGUGCUACUGGUGCCGGCAAGACUCACACUAUGCUGGGUAACAAGGAGGAUCCCGGUAUCACGUAUCGCACCGUCGCGGAACUCUUCUCUGAGAUCGAGAGGCAGGGCAAACACCGUGAAUUUACCUUGUGCGUGUCUUAUUUGGAAAUAUACAACGAGAUUGUACAGGAUUUGUUACACAAAUCGGGCCCACUACACCUGAGGGAGGACGGAAAGUGCGAAGUUAUCGUCGCUGGGUUGAAACCGAUUGCCAUCACAAGUGCCGAAGAAUUAUUGUUACUGUUGGCGGAGGGCAACAAGAACCGUACUCAGUAUCCAACAGAUGCGAACAAGGAGAGCAGCAGAAGCCACGCAGUGUUCCAGGUGUACAUCAAGAUAACGAACAAGCUAGAUAGCCAAGUGCAGAGAGUCAAACUGUCCAUGAUUGAUCUAGCGGGAUCCGAAAGAGCCUCAGCCACCGGAUGCAAGGGCAUAAGGUUCAAGGAAGGCGCCAACAUCAAUAAAUCUUUACUGGCUCUGGGCAACUGCAUAAAUAAUCUAUCGGAUGGCAUCAAGUACAUUCCAUACAGAGACUCCAAGCUGACAAGGUUGCUGAAGGACUCGCUCGGCGGUAAUUGCUACACCGUUAUGAUUGCCAACAUCGCUUCAUCCAGCUUCACCUACGAGGAUACGUACAACACCCUGAGAUAUGCGAAUCGAGCGAAGAAGAUCAAAUCGACCGUGAAGAAGAAUGUCUCCUGCGAGAUGCACGUCAGCGGUUACAUUAAGAUAGUGGAGGAGCAGAAGAAGGAGAUCGAGAGCCUGAAAGCGAGAUUGGCAGCUUACGAGAGUGGAGCGUUGCAACUGACGCUCGAGAACAAGGCGAAUAAAUUGCUCACGGAGGCGCACAGCAAGCUCGGAAAAUUAUACGACAAGAAGAGAGAGCUGAUUCAGAAGAUGCUGGUGUUAGAGAGCUCCGAUAAGAUCUUGGCCUGCAGGAUACUCUACAAGAAGGACGCCGAUGCGAGGCUGCACGGUCUAACAGCGGCCGACAACGCCUUAUCGUCGGAGGAGCAAAAUGCUAGCGGGAAAACGCGCAUUAACAAGUCGCUGCAUUACUUCCAACGGCAACGGGAUUCCCUGAAGGCACAAAUGGAACCGAUAUGGCAGGAAUUGUGUUCAGUCGAAACGGAGAUACAAAAGAUAACUGCUUCGCAGCCGGACGUUAACUCUACAAACGAGAAUUCGCAGAGUAAACAGAUCUCCGAGAUUGACAAGUGCUGGAUUUCCGGAGUGCUGCAACACCUGAAGAAACUGAGUAAUCUCCUGCGAUGUGAGAGGCAAUCGAUUAACGCGAUAACGAAAAUGAUGAGCGAGGUCCUCCAGAAUUAUUAUAACAUGAUGAAAGGAUACGGGACAAUGACGGACAAGAUGCAGCUGGAGUUCAAAGAGUUAGUAAAGAUGCUCGAAGGCUUCCGAAAUAUUAAAUGGUCCGAUUGGGACUCGGCGGCGAGCACGGAAGAUUUCAGCAUGUUCACAUGCCUGAGUACGGCAGCGAUGGACCCAUUAAAUAAUCCUAUGCCGAUACUGCGAGCCGAGGUUGACAAUGAGGAGAACGACAUUUUCGCGACGAAUAUCUUGAAUUCGACUUUCGACGUUGCUUCGCUGUUAUUGAGAGACAAUUAUACCGACGAUAAUUCCAACGAAAACAACGAUGAAAGUAACGUGCCGAGUAGCAAAUCUAUGCAGGAAAUUCCAUAUGAAGAGAAAACUACUGUAAAAGGGAUCGCUAGGAAACGUGUGCUAUCCGAGAAGAAUAGCGAACACGGCGCUACCCUGCCAAAACAAACAAACAAGCUACCGACGAGUAAUAAAAGUAUUGUGCAAGAUAAUAAUCGAACGGGCAAGGAGAAUAUAAAUAAGCAGAAAUCUUGCCAAAUGAGCGCGAAGAAUCUUGCCAUUCUGAAUAAAUUUAAGAACAGUACGGGUAACAUCGCGCGGCUUCCACCCGGACACAAUAAUGCUGAAGAACGAAAGGACGUGACGCUUAAAGCAAUGCGUAACAAAGAGAGGCGUGGACUCAUGACAACGCAUCCGUACCAUAAACCAGCUGUCGGAAAAAAGUCCACUGCUAUGCCAUCGACCAGAGUUCCAUGGUGACGUUAAUCAAAAAUUUAAUAUUUAUAUCUUUUGUACUAAUUUAAUGUAAUGACUAAGACGGAUUUACAAACAUUAUGCCAAAUGAAAAUUUAAAUAAGGAUCUACCAAGUACACUUGAGGAAAACGUACGUACGUGUUGAAUUGAAUUCAAUUACUUUUUUCUUAAAUAGAUAUUAGACUAUAUUUAUAUAAAAUAAAA
Molecule: messenger RNA, 3211 nt
Organism: Ooceraea biroi (clonal raider ant)
Lineage: Eukaryota; Metazoa; Arthropoda; Insecta; Hymenoptera; Formicidae
Product: Kinesin-like protein at 67A
Biological process (GO): microtubule-based movement
Molecular function (GO): ATP binding; microtubule binding; microtubule motor activity
Source: RefSeq, a predicted model, not a curated record